UGCACCAUCACAUUGUCUGAAAAUCCCUCUACAAAGACCAGGACAGACCUGGCAAAGGUGUGUUUAACACAGACCAUCCUUUUCAACAGACGCAGAGAAUGAAAGGUUUCAAGCAUGCCUCUCUCUGCUUUUUUGUCAAGGGACACAUCUGAUCACCAUGAGGAUUUGGACUGGGCACUGUUGGAGGUAGAGAAAAAGCUCUGCAGACAUUUCUCCAGAAUUGUCACAAGAGGAAAGCGAGGCAGACCAGUGCCAAUUCUUUUGACCCCGAAAAUGCUCCAUGCUUUAGAACUCCUUUUUCAGCAAAGAGAGGCCUGCGGAGUUCUUCAAGACAAUAUUUAUGUUUGCAAGACCUGCAGCAAUGUCGCAUCUUCGUGGCUCAGACUGCAUCCGUUGCUUUGCCAAGGCAUGUGGUGCAAAGUGUCUGAAGGCCUUGUCGUCAACUAAACUGCGAAAACAUGCAGCAACACUGUCAACAGUGCUAAACAUGUCUGACACGGGCAUGGAUCAACUGGCCAACUUUCUUGGUCACGAUAUCAGGAUCCACCACGAGUUCUAUAGACUACCAGACAAGACACUGCAGCUGGCAAAGAUCAGUAAAGUUCUACUGGCUCUUGAGAGUGGGAGAUUGGCUGAGUUCCAUGGAAAGAACCUAGAUCAAAUCACAAUAGAUCCAAAUGAAAGUGUGCGUUCUGAUGAUGAAGAUGGAUGCAGACACGAUCAUUUAUUUGCUGUUGAUGAACCAUCAGCAGAGGAAACUGCUGCAGAUGCUGUGGGGACUGAAAGCUCAACAGACAAGCAACACAAAGGGCCAUUAGCAGAGCAUGGAGCAUCUUCUGGAGUCAGUCCUGUGGCACAUUCUUACAAAGAUGUGGGGAUUAAAAAGUCCUCGACAAACAAGCAACAGAAAUGGCCAUUAGCAGAGCAUGGAGCAUCUUCUAGAGUCAGUCCUGUGGCACAAUCCUCCAAAGGUAGAGCUGCACAGAAAAGAACACCCUGGCAGGCUGCGGAGGUUAGGGCAGUAGAGAGGCAAAUGAGUCAGUUCAUCCGGUCUUGUACUGUACCAUCGAAGAGAGACUGUGAGAAAUGUUUGAGAGCUGAACCUGAAGCUCUCUGUAACAGAACCUGGCAAAACUUGAAUUUUUUUGUCCACAACUGGAUUGUAGCCUUAAAAAAGAAAAUGGAAGCUAAAUAGUAUGGCAAAUACAAAGAAAAUGGUUGAAGUACAGU
Thalassophryne amazonica is the source of this 1230-nucleotide messenger RNA. RefSeq lists its product as uncharacterized. The coding region runs from base 341 to 1195 and encodes 284 amino acids. NCBI's taxonomy places the organism in Eukaryota, Metazoa, Chordata, Actinopteri, Batrachoidiformes, Batrachoididae. The transcript is spliced from 5 exons. The record is from RefSeq and is a predicted model, not a curated record.